AUGAGUUCUACAUCUGAAAUUAAAAUUGAGGGCGCACAGCUUCUCGCUAGUAACACUGUAGACAAGAAUCUAGUGCCCAACGUCAUAUCGAGCAAGCCGAUAGCAUUUGAAGCAAUGGAAAUUAUCGAUCUUACCAACGAUGAAUACGUUGCAGAAUUCAAAUCUAUAAAUACUCUACGAGAAGGGCGUACCGACAAGCAAUAUGAUAAAUCAUGCAAAACCAACUCGAAACUUAAAAACGUGAAAUUCAUACACGCCGCUCCGCUUUGCUACCUAAGUAAAGUAAUAUUUCACCAGGAUACUAGUAUGCCUGAGCUAUUCGGCAUCAAGUUUAAAAAUAUUAUGCUGUACGGCAAACUGACAAAAAUAAACAUUUUAAAAGACUUCACGGUUUACGAACUGGAUGAUGGAACGGCCAGUCAUAGUGUCUUCUACCGGCCAACUGGAAACAAAUAUCUAGAUUAUCUCAACAAGCUAAACAACUGCGAAGAUUUAUUACGAAGCGAACCAUUGCCGCAAAAUGAAGAAUCCACGAUAAACUCCAAAGAACUAAGAAGCCAUCUCAGCUUAUUAAUACGAAUAGCUAAAUUUCAUUGUUCAAAACGGUUGGCUGAAUUCAAGCUAGGUCAAUUAUGCUUCGUUUCGGGACGUUUAUUUGUGAGCCAAGACGGUCAAGUGAAUAUUUCAGCUUGGAGCAUAUUCCCAGACGGCGAACACAUCAAUUCAUGUGAAUUACUAUGGAAAAGCUACCUCAUUUCUCAAUACCAACCCAUCAUCAGCAAGUCCAAAGAAAGUACUCACAUCAAUGAAGCUUUACAGCAUUUUGUGGAUGGGAUAAACAAAAUAUUAAACAAAUAUGUGUAGGAGUUUGCACGGAUGGUGCGGAAUUUGCGCAUCGAUCUUACCGCUGCCCUCGAAAAUACAUCAUGACAGACAAAAAUUUAUCCGAAC
Anopheles nili is the source of this 951-nucleotide messenger RNA. RefSeq lists its product as uncharacterized. The transcript has 3 exons. Bases 1 to 864 code for a protein of 287 amino acids. NCBI's taxonomy places the organism in Eukaryota, Metazoa, Arthropoda, Insecta, Diptera, Culicidae. The record is from RefSeq and is a predicted model, not a curated record.